Messenger RNA from Seriola dumerili (greater amberjack), 1437 nucleotides. It is a transcript of the gene arhgap19, whose product is annotated as rho GTPase-activating protein 19-like. The record is from RefSeq and is a predicted model, not a curated record. Gene Ontology annotation, cellular component: cytoplasm. Bases 1 to 1437 code for a protein of 478 amino acids. Gene Ontology annotation, molecular function: GTPase activator activity. Gene Ontology annotation, biological process: signal transduction; regulation of small GTPase mediated signal transduction. The transcript has 10 exons. Lineage: Eukaryota; Metazoa; Chordata; Actinopteri; Carangiformes; Carangidae.
AUGGCUGCGGGGAAAGAUGUCGAUGAAAACACUCAAAAUAGAAGAGGUACAGUUUGUAGUAUGGUGAUCAAUCGUGAGGAAUCCCCGGGGGGCUCUCGUGCCGGCCGACCACCAGUCAUCUUCAAUCCAGACUUUUUUGUGGAGAAACUCCGCCAUGAGUGCCCGGACGUUUUCCUGGAGCUGGUGCUUAGUAACAUUACUCGCCUAAUUGAUCUUCCUGGAACAGAGUUUUCCCAGCUCCUCGGUGAGGAGGGCCCUAAGACCCCGACAGGUGGAAAUGGAGGCUUCUUUCGUUCUUUCAACUUCCUCAAACGCAAAGAUAAAGACGUUGUGUUUGGAACCCCACUGACAGAAAGCUGCAUUGCCCAGAUCUACCAGCUCAUUGAGUACCUCAGCAAAAAUCUGCAUGUGGAGGGUCUGUUCCGAGUGCCGGGGAACAGUGUUCGGCAGCAGGCCCUGAAGGAGCUCCUGAACAGCGGAGGUGAUGUCGACCUGGAGUCUGGAGACUUUCACCCCAAUGACGUGGCCACGCUGCUCAAGACUUUUCUGGGAGAGCUGCCCGAGCCCUUGCUCACACACAGACACUUCCACGCACACCUAAAGAUAGCUGAUAUGACUCUGUUUGACGAUCAAGGCAACAAGACUGCGAUACCCAACAAAGAGCGUCAAAUCGAGGCGCUGCAGCUCCUCUUCCUGCUGUUACCGCAGGCCAACCGCUCACUGCUCAAACUGCUGCUGGACCUGCUCUACCACACUGCCAAGCAGCAGGACAAGAACAAGAUGUCCGCCUUCAACCUGGCCCUCAUGUUUGCCCCGCAUGUCCUGUGGCCCAGACAUAUGACAGCAGGUGACCUAAAGGACAACCUGAAGAAACUCAACAACAGCAUGGCAUUCCUCAUCAAACACUCACAGAAACUCUUCAGGGCUCCAGUCUACCUGCGGGAAUACGCCCGAGUGCACUUUACUGGGACCAAGGUUCUUCAGACCAAGGACGAUCUGGAGCUGCUGGCGGCGAGCAGCUCUCCUGCUCAGCGGACUGUGUUGCCCCUAAAGAGGACGGCCGUUCUGGGCCCCAGCUCUCAGGAGCAGUGCCAGUCACCAGCUCAACAGUACACAGAAGAGGCCCUGAAGGAGCUCUUCAGACACGUCCACCACAACAUGCCAGACUCCGCCAAGAAGAAGAAACUCGUCCGACAGUUGGUCAAACAGACGACCUCAGGCACGCCUACCAACGAGCACCGCCAGGGCCCCCCAGCUCCCAGCAAGAAACACCCCCGUUCACGGUCCUUUGGCGGCCUCAUCAAGCGCAAAGCUCGUGGGGAGCAGCUGACAGCGGAGCGGCGGGUCAGACACAUCUCCCCUGACGCUGUGACCGGAGCCGGAAGAAAACCUGGAAAAGAGAACGUCAUCCUUCAAGGGGUAUCACUCUUAGAUUGA